Pieris napi is the source of this 1968-nucleotide messenger RNA. RefSeq lists its product as uncharacterized. The record is from RefSeq and is a predicted model, not a curated record. NCBI's taxonomy places the organism in Eukaryota, Metazoa, Arthropoda, Insecta, Lepidoptera, Pieridae. The coding region runs from base 1 to 1248 and encodes 415 amino acids. The transcript has 2 exons.
AUGAGGCCGCACAUUCGGAAAGCUGUCGCUACCACUGCCUUUUUAAUAAUUCUAAGGCUUGCAAAAAAAAGAAAACAGAAAACUAAACGUUUUUGGAUUAAACUCUUAUACAAAAAUAGAUUACAGGCUGGGAACAGAUUAUUUGAAGAGUUGUGCUUCGAUGACGAAGAAAAAAAUUUCACUCGAAUGAGUAAAAUCGAAUUUGACAAUGUGUAUUCUCUCAUAAACGCCAAAAUAAGCAAGAAGGACACAAAUUUUCGAGAAGCAAUAUCCGCUAGGGAAAGAUUAUUAGUGACGUUGAGAUUUUUGGCCACAGGAGAUUCUUAUACCAGUCUACAGUAUCUAUUUCGUAUAUCAAAACAAAGGAUAUCGGUUAUAGUUCCUGAAGUCUGUGAUGCUAUAAUUGAGGUGUUAAAGGAUUAUGUUAAGAUACCAUCAUCCGAAGAAGAGUGGCUUACCAUAGCGAAAGAGUUUGAGAGCAAAUGGAAUUUCCCACAUGUCAUAGGAGCAAUGGAUGGGAAGCAUGUUAUAUUACAGUCGCCGAUAAAUAGUGGCAAUGAUUAUGACUGUUACAAAAUGUUUCCAAGUAUAGUGCUGUUUGCUUUAGUUGACGCUAACUAUAAAUUUCUGUACGUAGACGUUGGCAGCAAAGGACGUAUAUCAGAUGGCGGUGUGUUUAAAAAUACCAAUUUAUAUAAAAAGGUCGAAAAGAAGGAAUUGAACAUUCCUUCACCAGAAAUAUUACAAAUACCGUAUAAAAUUGCAGUGCCCUAUUUUAUUCUAGGCGAUAAAGCUUUUGCUCUCAAUGAUUACACAUUGAAACCUUAUGAAGGUACUCCAGAAAGAGGUUCAAUGGAAAGGAUUUUCAAUUACAGGCUGUCCAGAGCAAGAAGAGUUGUGGAGAAUGCCUUUGGCAUUUUAAGCUCCGUUUUUAGAGUACUGAGGAAGCCGCUACUAUUAGAACCAGAAAAAGCUACGAAAGUCGUAUUGACUACCAUAUGCUUAUAUAACUACUUGCGUAGAGAUUUAGCUUCCUCACAAAGGUUCACUCCCCCAGGAUCAUUCGAUGCCGAAGUUGAAGGGACAGUAAUACCCGGCCGAUGGCGACAGGAUACAGAAAUGUCAUCAAUGCUAUCUAUUCAAGCCAUACCACGGCGAGGAUCAACAAAUAUAAAAGAAAUACGUUCACAUUUAGGGAGACAUUUCAUAACAAACGGAGCAAUUUCUUGGCAGAAUAAUUAUCAGUAAAUAAUAGGUACUCACUUCUUCACCUAAAGUAUCUUGUGUAUUUCCUGGGUGAUUUCUAUCUCCUAGAAAACUGAAGGCUUCAUAGGCAUACCAAUUCGAAACAUAUAUUUCACCACGACCUGCAGUAUAAAAUUAAAAAAAAUAAUAUUAGAAAUAAUAUUAGAAAUAAUAUAAAAACCGAUGUAACUUUGAAUAUAAUAAAAUGAAUGUUGUUAACCCUAAUCAUAAACAUUAAAUAAUAAAUACCUGAUCCUGUGAUUCGGCUUUUUUUUUCUCUCGACUUUUCCCUCCUGUAAGACCCUAGUAAAGAGUCCAUUUUUUUCUUUAAUUCAGCUAUUGGAAGGUUCAUUUCCUGGCUUAUUUUUCUCCAUGCAUCUUCCCUUAGUCCUCUAUUUGUGUAAUCAGGACAUUGCGCAUCCCAAAGUCGUCUAUAUUCACCAUAUAGUCGUAUUAAUUUAAGACACUGUUCUUUAUCCAUGACGCACAACUAACACGCAACGAAUAAGCGAGGCAAAACACUACCGUCUUGAGUGAGCGCGGCAAACGUACUGAGGCGCCUUUGAACAUCGACAAAAACCGACAACGUUCGGCUCGGGCCGCGGCACGCUCGGGCGAGGCAGCGCGUGCGUUUGCCUCGGGCGAGGCACGUCUUGACCGACCGAGGAUUUGCCUCGCGAGGCAGCCUCGCGAGGCUGCUCGCUCAGUCAGUACGCGGCUAUU